Aureobasidium pullulans EXF-150 is the source of this 1062-nucleotide messenger RNA. Its product is annotated as beta-lactamase/transpeptidase-like protein. Lineage: Eukaryota; Fungi; Ascomycota; Dothideomycetes; Dothideales; Saccotheciaceae. The record is from RefSeq and is a predicted model, not a curated record. The annotation marks the transcript as partial. The transcript has a single exon.
CAAAUCGGCACGCUCGCAUUGACCGGAUUGAACUCGACGAAUCCAGCGAAUACUGCCAUAAUCACUCGGCAGGAAGAUGAAGUCCUGCCGAACAGAACUACCCAAGUCCGUCACGGUUCUCGGAUGAGGCAUAUUCUUCCAGGUGCUCCGCUCAACUUCUCUGCCGAAGUCAACGGAUCUCUCGUGUCCAUUGAUACCUUCAUGUAUGACAUGGGUCUUGGAGGCUUGAUGGUCGUCAAGGACGGCUCUAUCAGACUCGAGAAAUACGACCACAGCAACCAAAAGCAAUCCCGCAACUCCAUCCAGUCAUGCACCAAAUCCUUCACAUCAACAGCUUUUGGCAUCGCCGUCAAGCAAGGAAAGAUUCAUUCUCACGACCUCGCUGAGAGAUGGACCCCAGAGCUCAAAGGUACUCCAUAUGGUGACGUUACUCUUCGGAGCAUCAUGGACAUGACAGCUGGUGUGGCCGCACCAAUAAACGCCACAGAUUACUUCACCGUCUACGAGGAUCUGAACCGCAAUGCUGUACUCGAUUUAUUCAAGACUUACGAGAGAGUGGCUGCGCCCGAUACGGUUUAUAACUACAUGGAUCAGAACUACGCGGUCACUGCUAUUGCCCUCCAACGAGCUAUCGGCGAGCCCAUCGGGAACUUCGUCACACGACACAUCUGGGAUCCAGCUGGUAUGCAAUACGACGGAUACAUGCGCACCACAGCUGCACAUCAAGUCGAUGGCCAUGGAGGCCUUGCAAUCACACUGGCAGACAUGGCGCGUUUCGGCUUGUUCAUCCUUGACAACUUACAAGGACGCGGUGGACCAGCUGUACCUUCCGGUUGGUUCGAAGGUAUCGCCGCCGCCAACACCAGUAGAGGGAUACGUGCGCCUGGAAACAUCAUUGACGUUCCUGGCUUUGGCUAUCAGACUGGCUGGUGGACUCUGCCUCGUGGCAGCAACACGACUUAUGCUCUUGGCGAUGAUGAGGCUUUCGCUGCGUUGGGCAUGUACGGGCAAGCCAUUUAUGUCAUUCCUCGGCUGAACACAACUGUUGUCUUACAGUCUUAA